This is a messenger RNA of Silurus meridionalis, 15183 nucleotides long. Its product is annotated as striated muscle preferentially expressed protein kinase-like. Gene Ontology annotation, molecular function: protein kinase activity; protein binding; ATP binding. Gene Ontology annotation, biological process: protein phosphorylation. The transcript is spliced from 41 exons. Bases 597 to 11579 code for a protein of 3660 amino acids. Lineage: Eukaryota; Metazoa; Chordata; Actinopteri; Siluriformes; Siluridae. The record is from RefSeq and is a predicted model, not a curated record.
GCCACUCCACAGAACCAAGCAAGCACUUUCAUCGCUAUGGCUGAAAGGGAGCACAACCUUCCAAAAGAGUAUUCUGGAAUCUUCUAAAGCAAUGUGAUCCUGUAGGACUUGUUCUAAAAAUAUCCACCGUCGGGAAUACAUGGACUUGCUCUGACUGUCUAAUUGGCCAAAGAUUAUGCUUUCUUCUUCUUCUCUAAUUGGACUUGUUUAAGGAUGCGCAAAACAUAUUCCAAAAAUUGUGUUUGCAAUUUAAAGGUAAUUCCUGAAUUCCUUGAUUAACCAUCCCUUGUUAGAGGGCUUUCUUGAAAAUGUCUUUGUGUUUAACAGUUUUAGCAGUUUCACAUGCUGCUCAAGGUUCCUUGAAUAUCUAAGGAGUCAUUUUGAAUCUGAGUUACUAUCAACAAGCUGGCAUUGGCGAAGACUUAAUUGGACUUCCAGUGUCUUCCUUUGGGAAUGCAUUUCCAAGUUACUGAAAGUGACGUGUGAAACUUUUCAAGUGAGUCAGAAAGUCUAAGUUUAGCAUAAAGCCAAACUGUUAUUCCAAUAAACUAUUCUUUUCAUUUACAAAAAAAAGUUUGACACCACUCCGAAUAGCCAUGCGAAAGGCCGAGGUGCAGAUGACCCUCAAGAAGGGUGCUGAAGGUGUAUCUGGAGGAAUUGCACCUCCAAGCCCAAGGAUACCCUCUAAACGGGCUAAAGUCAACUCUGACCAGAUGGUGCCUGACCCAAGCUCCAUAUAUCCCACUCAAACACCACCUGUCUUCAUCCGAAAAAUGAGGAACGCAGCCGUUGGUACCGGCUGCGACAUCCGUCUGAAGGUAGCUGUGGCAGGUGAUCCACAGCCAUCUCUCUACUGGUACCACAAUGAUGACCUGCUCAGCAUGGAUAACCAGGAGUAUGGGGGACUGUGGAUACGAGACUGCAAGCCAACUGAUGCAGGCCUCUACACCUGUAUUGCUACUAAUUACCUUGGGGAAGCCAGGAGCAGCGCUGUCCUUGCAGUCUUGGACCUGGGAGAAGACUCUGAAACCACGGAGGACGAAGCAGCCGAGCCUCAGAUGGAGACCAAAGACGGAGGCAGAGGCGAUCCAGAUGAGACCUCCCAACGGUUCCCUGCAGGUGAGCGGAUGAUGGAUGUUGCAUCGGGUACGAGUGGUCAUGGUGAGAACACGGUGGUGGAGAGAGAGAUGCAGUCCCUGGGAUCAAGAGCAGCGGGGCCACAGGCCGCCAGGAGCCAGUCCGAGGAGGUUUUGAGGGAUUCUCCCCCACAAGUUCUCCCUCCCCCUUCCCCUAAAAUAAUCAGUUCAUCCACCUCUCCCAUGCUCGUCUGUUCAGGCCCCCCAACGCCCCUGACCCCACGCAAGAAAGUCAUUGUGCCAAAUGAGUACCAAGACACAGUGCCCGGGGAGUUUGAGGAGAAGAUAAAGCAACCCAAGUCUUCAGGCAUGUCCCAGAGUAGUGCGCAGGACUCUCGACCCCAGACCCCUGUCAGUGAAUACUCUCGGAAGGACUUGACCCCCCGUCCCUCUCCUAAACUAACACGGCCAAGUUCCAAGAUCUUCGAAAGGGUGAGACUUUUUGAAGAGCGCAGAAGAAGCAUUGACAAUCCUGAAGGGUCAGUUUCUGGACGCUCUUGGGCAGGAUUUAACAGGGCUUCUUCAAUUGACUCUGAUGAUGGAGGUAGUCGUCUAGGGAUCUCAAGAGAAAGUUCCAAGGAGGACCUCCAUGAAGCUUUGAAAGCAGAUGCAGAGCAGAGAAGAUCUGUGUUCAGGCAGAGAGCUGCUUCUCUGGAGGACAGACCGCGCUACUCCCAGAAAGUGCAAGACAUUGAGCAUAAGUUCACAGAGGAGCUCCAGCGAAUCAAGAAGCUCGUGGGAAAACCACAUAUGAAGAAGUCCUUCUCUACUGAACAACUUUCCACUUUUCACAGGGGCAGGCAGCCCAUGAAAAAACUAGAGCCUAUCCCACCUCAAGUGCUUCAAAAACUACAGGACCGGGAGCGUGCUCAGCAGGAGGAAGAGAGCAGGAUAAAAGAGCAAGCCAAAGACAAAUCACAACAGGUGCAAACACGGCAGGUUCAGCAACACGAAUCAUUGUUUCAGGAUCAGGGUAUGCAAGAACGGUCACCUGUGACAAUAAAAACAAUUCACCAAAUAAGAGAAGAGCCUCCCCCUGAAGGUAUGUCCCCAUCUGAUUUACCUGGACAAAGGUCUCCCAGACUAAUCCGUGGACCAAGUCCAGUUGCUGAGAACUCUCGAAGAUCUCCAAUUGUGGAAAUCACUUCAGUGACUGACGAACACCCACCUCGCAAAACAAGAACAGAAUCACCAUCCAGAAAUGUUCUUGAGAUGACAUUACGCAAGGUGGAACCGAGACCUCUGAGCCCACUCAUAAAGCGGGUAGGUUAUGUCCAGGAAGUCACACCAGUCCACAUAGAGGAUGAAAGUGUACAUAAAAAAACACCCAUAGAGAUUGCUCUGAGAAAACUGGACAGAAGACCUGAAAGUCCUAUUGUUCAGAGUGAAAUCAGUGAAGUGCAAGAGUGUCCUGUCCAAGCACCACCUCUUAAACCUCCAAGGGUUUCAGUCACCUCCUCUAAAGAAGAGAAGAUGAAGAUAGAUGUUACUCCACUAGCACCAUCACUAAAGAUUACAAUCCCACAGAUUAUUGUUGAAGAAGAGCCAAUGGAGACAGAAACAUCUGUACCUACACACAGUGAUAAAACAAGCAAGAAUGGCACUUCCAAAGAGGAAAAACCUCAGAGAGUGAGAGGAAGGGGACGUAAACAAAGACCAAUGUCUCCUGAAUUAGAAUCUUCUGAUGACUCCUAUGUGUCAGCGGAAGAAGACCCUCUAGAGGCCCCACUGUUUGAGUUUCCUCUUCAGGACACAGUAGCAUCCUCAGGUGCUGAGGUUUUGCUGAAAUGCAUCAUCUCUGGCAAUCCUCUCCCUGAAGUGACGUGGAUGCGUAACAAUGUGGAAAUAAACAACAGUCCCUCACAUGUGGUAAAAGUGGAGGGAGAGCGGCACUCUCUUCUCAUCAAAUUGACAAAGCCAAGCGAUGCUGGCACCUACACUGUAAUAGCUACAAAUGAGGUGGGCAAGGCUUCCUGCAGUGCCACCCUCUUUAUCAAGCCAGAGCCUAGCCAAGACGUACGCGGCAACCUUGGUGUUCCCAUGGACAUCAGUAGCCCCAUCACCUCUGAUGAGGAGUACCUCAGUCCUCUGGAGGAGGCCAUGGAUUUUGUAGGAUCAUCCUAUCAUGGUCCUGAACACCGGAAGAUUGUAGAUGCCCGUUUUAAAGAGCCCCCUGCUUUUCAGGUUACAGUAGGAGAUCAGACAGUAAUAGAGGGACAAGAAGUGGUCAUGUCUGUCCGGAUGACCGGCCAGCCCAAACCAAUGCUUUAUUGGCUGAGGGACAGAGUAACCAUUAAAACAGGUCCUCGACACAUAGUCCGGGAGACAGAGGAUGGUAACUGUGAAAUGACAAUAAAGUCAGCAGUGAAGUCCGAUGCUGGUGUGUACACCUGCAAGAUCAUCAACGAGUAUGGCACCAAACAGUGUGAGGGCAAAUUAGAAGUAAAAGCUGCUCCAGUUGAACCUGGCCUGGCUAUAGUGCGCCAUCUCAGGGAUGUCAUUGUGAAGGCAGGAGAGUCAGUUCUGUUUGAAUGCCAUGUGACUGGACCUCAGGAUGUGGACGUAGACUGGCUAUCAGAUGGCAAGCUUAUCCAGCCAGCGCUUCUGAACUGUAAGAUGCACUUUGAUGGAAAGAGGUGCAAAUUGCUGCUCAACUCAGUGCAUGAGGACGACAGUGGCACAUAUACCUGUAAACUUAGCACAGCUAAAGAGGAACUGACCUCAUGUGCACAGCUGAAGGUCAGUGCCUCUAUUGAGCCACUGUUUACCCGACAGCUGGAUAUGUUGGAGGUGAUUGAGGGUCGAAAUGCACGAUUUGACUGCAAGGUCAGUGGAACGCCACCACCUAGGAUCACAUGGACUCACUUCGACAAUCCACUGGUGGAAAGUGAGGACAUUCACAUCUUGAAGGAAGGCGGUCGGCAUUCGUUGGUUAUCUCCCACGUGAGCAGUGAUGAUGAGGGCUUCUACACAGUGGUAGCAAGGAACGCACAUGGCGAGGCAGAGUGCUCUGCAGAGCUCUACGUACAAGAACCCAGGCCAGCGAUGUCAUCUCAGAUGGCUAAAUUAGAGAAGAUGCCAUCUAUUCCCGAGGAGCCAGAGGUUCUAGAGAGUGAGGUGGAGCGUUUUACCAUGCCAGAUUUUGUGAAGCCACUGUACGACCUGGACGUUGUCGAGGGUAAAGAGGCGGUGCUGAAGUGCAAAGUGGCUGGCCUGCCAUAUCCCACCAUUUCAUGGUUCCACAAUGGCAAGAAGAUUGAAAGCACUGAGGACAGGAAGAUGACACAGUUCAGAGAUAUACACAGUCUUGUCAUUCGCUCAGUCUGCCAUGCCCACGGCGGUGUCUACAAGAGUGUUAUUUCCAACAAGGUUGGCAAGGCAACAUGCUAUGCCCAUCUGUAUGUAACAGACGUUCUUCCUGAUCCUCCAGAUGGAGCACCAGUAAUUGAGUCCAUUACCGGCAAAACUGUCACUCUUACCUGGAAAAAGCCCAAAAGGCUGGACCCAUCAAUUGAUCCCAGCACUCUGAUGUACGCUGUCCAGCAGCAGGCCUUGGGCUCUAUACAAUGGACUAUAAUCGCUUCCAGCUUAAAGCAGACCUCCUACGUUGUCACCUCACUAUCCAAGGGUGUCCGCUAUGCCUUUAGGAUCCUAUCAAUCACAAGCAAAGCUUUUAGCAAACCAUCACCAGCUACAGACCCAGUACAGCUCAUAGACAGAGGUCUAUAUCUCAAGGAGGCCCCAGUCAUUAUUGACAAGCCAGAUAUAGUAUACGUGGUGGAGAAUCAGUCAGUCAGCAUUACGGUCACUCUUAACCACGUCAAUGCAGCUGUGACCUGGAAGAUGAGAGGAGCGACCUUGUCAAACAGAGCUGGGCUGUUUGAGAUGAGCAUGCCUGAUGAUGACCAGCACACACUAAAGCUCUGUAAGGUGAAGAGCAGUGAUGUGGGAACACUUAGCUUCACCGCUAGCAAUCCAUUUGGGACAGAUUCCUGCCUCCUCAUAUUAGAGAUGGCAGUUGCUCCAACUUUUGAGUCUAUUAUGGAGGAUCUGGAUGUAAGUGUUGGUGAGACACCUCGCUUUGCUGUGGUGGUUGAAGGGAAGCCUAUUCCAGAUAUCCUCUGGUACAAGAACGACAUCCUUCUCUCAGAGAGUAGCCAUUUUACCUUUGUGUACGAUGAUAAUGAGUGCUCCCUGGUAGUGCUCAACACUCAGCCACAAGAUUCUGGGGUCUACACCUGCACUGCUAAGAAUCUCGCCGGCUCCGUGUCCUGCAAGGCCGAGCUUACUGUCCAUGCAACUAAACAGGAGAAGGACGACCCGAUGGAGGAUGAGGAGUCUAUCCUGAGGAGGAUGCGACGACUCACUGAUUACUAUGACGUGCACAAAGAGAUUGGGAGAGGAGCCUUCUCGUAUGUAAAGCGGGUGACCCACAAGUCAGGAAAAAGAGAGUAUGCAGCCAAGUUCAUCUCAGCUCGAGCCAAGAGAAAAGCCUCAGCCUUGAGGGAGAUGAACAUCUUGUCUCAACUUGAUCAUGAAAGAAUCGUCUACUUCCAGGAUGCCUUUGAGAAGAAGAACGCGGUCAUCAUUGUUACUGAGAUAUGUCAUGAGGAGCUUUUGGAUAGACUAACGAAGAAAUCAACAGUGAUGGACACAGAGAUUUGCUCCAGUAUUAAACAAGUGUUGGAGGGAAUGAACUAUCUUCAUCAAAAUAAUAUUCUGCAUUUAGACAUUAAGCCUGACAACAUCUUAAUGGCGGACCAUUCAAGCGAUCAGAUCCGGAUUUGUGAUUUUGGAAACGCAGUGAAGUUUACACCUGGCGAAGCACAGUAUUGCAAAUAUGGUACUCCAGAAUUCAUUGCCCCAGAGAUUGUUAACCAGACACCAGUCUCCAAGGCAACUGACAUCUGGUCGGUUGGUGUCUUGACCUAUCUGUGCCUAACUGGCGUGUCUCCAUUUGCGGGAGAAAAUGACCGCACCUCAGUCCUCAACAUCAGGAAUUACAAUGUGGCUUUCGAGGAGAGUAUGUUUGCUGAUCUCUGCCAUGAAGCAAAAGGAUUUGUCAUCAAAUUACUUGUGGCUGACAGGCUGAGGCCUGAUGCCUCUGAGUGUCUUCGUCAUCCAUGGUUCAAGGUACAAAAUAAGGGAAAGAACAUCAGCACAGAGUCCCUAAAAAAAUUCUUGUUGAGAAGAAAAUGGCAGAGGUCUCUUAUUAGCUACAAGUCCAAAAUGGUCAUGAGGUCAAUCCCUGCAUUGAUGGAUGACUCUUCAAGCCAUAUUUCCAUAGCUGUUCCACGACAUUUAAAAGAAGGCUCACCACCACCAUCUUCUUCGUCGGACUCUGAUGAAGAUAUUGAUGAACUGCCAUUUAUUCCAAUGCCAAUGAAUAUGGAGUUCUCAGGCUCAAGAAUGUCACUGAAUGAGAUUAUUGGGGAUGAUGAAAUAGUCAAGACGAAUAGCAAACUUCAAAGGUCAGGACCAACUGCUGAAAAGCCAGAGCCCAUGGAGUGUGAGCAAUUAGAUGUAGCUGGUGAUGCUGAUGUGCGAGGCCGACCAAGAAAAAGGACAACACUUGAAGAUGAAAAUGGGUCCUCUAAUGAAGAAUCAGGUGGGGUGUCAAAGAGGUCAGAGCAGGCAAAAAUACCCCUUAAAAGAGGUUCAAGUAUGGAGUCUGACAUACCUGAAGGAUCUCACCGUAGGGGUGAACUGCGUAGAGGGAGCUCAGCAGAUAGUGCCCUACAACUUCAUAUCAAGCCAGAAGAGGGUGCUGAGGAGAGUCCUAUAGAAGGUAGAAGAAUCCUUAAAAAGUCUGUGUCUAUGGAAUUGCCAAGAAGGAGCCCAAGCCCAGGAGCAGCCCAGAUGAGCCAGGAGGAUUAUGCCUUGAAACUGGAGCUGAUGAGACAAAGGCUUCUUAGAGGAGGCUCUGUGGACAACAAAAUGAGUGGCCUUCGCGGCCCACUGCUGGAGACCUUAGGCAUGGGUGAUGAAAAGUGUUUUAUAAGAGGACCUCGUCUAGGUAACCCUCCAUUAGUUCGGGCAGCGUCCAGUGACUCUCCUCGAGAUGACAUUCCAAAGACCAAAGUGUUCCGCAAGAGUGCUUCCUUCAGCCAGGGUGAUGCUGAGCCUAUGCCCCUACACCGAAGAAUUGGGGCACCUUUAGAGAUUCCUGUAGCCCAGGUUGAAGAACGUCGCCUGCAGGAAGCUGUGUCUAUGUCUGUUCUUGCUGAGCCAGUCAAGCCAGAUUCAAGCCCCAUUACCCCAAAAUCACUUACUCCUGAACCAAAGAAACACGAGAUAAAUAUAAAGGUAGAAGACAAAGAACCAUCACCUGUCAAGGAGCUUAUGCAUGAGGAAAUUUCUAUUGAGCAAACAGACAUUGCUUCUAAAGUAAAAGGUAAUGAUAAAAAGUCCAGUGAUGAUGUAGUCCAAAAGAAAGAUUUGAGCAUGUUACAGGAAACUGUCCAAGAACCAAAGAAAGUCCCGCAAAGUAGGUCAACACCUGUUAUGGUGCCAAGAGUAAUAGUAGAAAAAAUUGAGGAAGAGGAGGAAGGAGAGGAGAAUGAACUAACAGAAUCUGUAAUAGAACAGGAGCUUUCUGUUGAUAAGAUGGAGGAUGAAGAAAUUGAAGAAGUAGUAUCACUGGUUAAAACCUCUGAGAUAAUUACACCCACUAGUACCACUGAGGUUGCUUCAGUUGGGGCCCCUCAGAGUGCUGUCUCAACAUAUAUGACCCCCAGUCCCCCUGUCCUAACUGUACUGCCAGAUGGCAGGACCUCUGCAUAUGCAAGUAUCAUGCAGGCCAUUAUAGUUCCAUCACUGCAACCAAGCCAAACCACAACUAUCCCUGCAUCUACAAUUAUAUCUACAACACCAACUUACUCAACUGGACCUGGUGCUACAACCAUGGUCAGACAUAUUUCAGAGCCAACUCUUUUGUCAGCAAUAUCAUCGAAGUCAGAUACUCAGCAAACCACUGAACAUCCCGCAGUUUUCUCUCAAGUUGCUUCAGUAGAACAAUCAGCAAAGGAACCAAGUCCACCCAAGACUCCCACACAAGUUACCCCAGAAUCCUCUUCCAAAGGUCAAUUCAAGGAUCUUGCCUCUGAAGAGGUCUUUGAGGCUCGGUUUAAGAAACGUGAGUCGUCUCUAACUCGUGGGCUGAAACUACUUUCAAGGCAAAAGAACGAAGAAAAAUCCCCAGUUGCUCCUGAGGUUACAGAAGAGAUGUAUCGUCCAGGUCCAGUUGGUGCUCCUUUAGAGUUUGUACACAGAAACCUGGAGAAAUCCAAAUCUGUUCAAGACCUCCGUGAAGCACAAAAAGAUCCAGGUUUCAUGAGAAGACUGUCCAUGCGUCUGAAGAGGUCCCCUUCAGUUGAGCGGAAUGAUGAAAAGCACAAAGAAGAAGAUAUCAGUGUCCCUAGGCGUCGUUUAUCUUGGGCAUUGGGUAGGAGAGGGUCACAGGACAAAAAAGAAGUGGAGAUGAUGAGACUGGAUGGAGGACCAGAAGCACCUCCAGAGCCAGAGACCAAAAAACCAAAUGAGUCUCCUGUGCUAGCCAUGCGCAGAAAGAUCAGCAACACAGUGGCUGGCAUCUCGAUGAAGAUCAGGAGCCAUUCUGAGGAAAGGAAAGAUGAAAAAGAGGAGAAGACAGAAACAAAGAAGACUCCUUUGCUGUCUAUACUGCGCCGUUCUACCUCAGAAGGAGCCAGUCUGAAGAGGAUGGGCAUCCCACAGAAUCAGUUAGCUUCCCAGGCUGGCAACGGGGCUUCCUCUGAGUCUUUGGAUUCCAUGUCCAGCAUUCAGUCGGAGUCAGCCGUCAAAAGUGUAGAGACUGAGCGGAGGUCACGGUGGGAUAGAUGGGGCCUAACCAGAGGGAGAAAAGAUAAGACCAUAUCCCAGCCUGACAUACCCACUGCUUUAGCCAGAGAGAACGGCUCACUUCGCUCUCGUCAGUACGCCCGGACAGCCUCAGACUUCCCUCCAGUAUUCCAUAUCAAACUGAGGGACCAUGUUCUGCUUGAGGGAGAUCCAGUCACUCUCAGCUGCUUGCCUGCUGGCAGUCCUCAUCCACGCAUCACAUGGAUGAAAGAUAAAAAGAUACUGGAAAUUGACCCAAGAAUGAAUGUCAUCUCUUGCCCUGAUGGGAGACAGCUGCUGAUGAUUAUGAAGACCACCAAGAAAGACGCAGGCCUUUAUGAAUGUGUGGCCACAAAUGCAUUAGCCUCUGUCAGCAGCUCCUGUAAACUAUCUCUAGCCCGUCUGCCAAACCAGCCUGGUACGCCAGAGGUUCCUCAAAAGUAUCAAAACACAGCAUUGGUGGUGUGGCGUCCAUCAGACACCGUGGCCCCUUGUACUUAUUGUCUGGAGCGGAAGACAGAAGGUGAAAGUAACUGGCUGAUUGUAGCCACUGGAGUGGCCGACUGUUACUACAAUGUCAAAGACCUUCCGUCUGGCGCCACCUACAGGUUCAGAGUGGCUUGUGUGAAUAAAGCUGGCCAGGGACCAUACAGUAAUCUGUCAGAGAAAGUCACUCUAGAUGCUGCAGCACCUCCAAAAUCCACAGGAACAGUCAUCGUCAAAACUCUUCCAUCAUCUGCAGGUCCUGCCGUGGUGACCUCUACUAUGACUGUACCUCCUAUAAAGCUUGCUGGGAGUAAACCUGUCCCCACUUCUUCUACAACUCCAGUACAGUCUUCUGCUGCACAACCUGCCAAACCUGCUGCACAACCUGCCAAACCUGCUGCACCUUCUGCCAAACCUGCUGCACCUUCUGAGAAACCUGCUACACGUUCUGACAAAUCUGCUGCACCUUCUGAGAAACCUGCUACACGUUCUGACAAAUCUGCUGCACCUUCUGCCAAACCACCCCCAACAACUCUAUCUCCUGCUAAAACACCCAUGUCAGCCUCCACAAAUCAUAAUGUACCCAAGGUUCCUCAGCCUUCUAGCCCUAGUACAUCUGCUUCCAGCACACCUGCCCCCAGCAUGCCCACCCUGACCAAAGCCAAAACUACCCUUAAUAUCACAGUGUCCAAACCUGCAACUACUCCAUCUACAUCCAAACUUUCUCCUCCUGUUGUUCUCCCUAAACCCCAGACUCCUAUCAAUGUGGUUUCACCCAUGGCAAUAACCCCUCCAGUGUCCCCACCCCCAUUAGUUUCUCCUCCAUCCAACCUUGGUAAACCCAUUUCCUCAGUACCCAUGUAUGUCCCUGCAAGUACAACAGCACCUGUGACUUCAGUCACCCCUAAAACUCCCUCUCCCGCCCUGCCUCCACCUGUGGUGCUGGUUACGAGUCUCACCCCUGUUGGAGAAGGCAGUGCUACUCCAAGCAGGGUGACCCCUAGUGGGAGGGUCACUCCAUCAGGACGUGUUACUCCGACAGGGCGGAGAACUCCAUUGGGCAAGACAGGAGAGUCUGCCUUACGUCAGGGUGUGCCUCAGAAGCCCUAUACCUUCAUGGAUGAGAAGCCAGGCCGUUUUGGCGUCAUCCGAGAGUGCAGAGAAAACGCUACAGGAAACCUCUUUAUGGCUAAAAUUGUUCCAUAUGAGCCUGAGAGCAAGCAGAGUGUUCUGCAGGAGUAUGAAAUCCUCAAGGCCUUGCAUCAUGACAAGAUUAUGUCUCUCCACGAGGCCUAUGUCACACCACGCUACCUCGUGCUCAUCUCCGAGUGCUGCACUGGCAAAGAGCUUCUCCACAGCCUGAUUGAUAGGUUCCGUUAUUCUGAAGACGACGUGGUGUCCUAUAUUGUGCAAAUCCUGCAGGGUCUGGACUACCUGCACAGCAGACGAAUUCUGCACUUAGACAUAAAGCCUGAAAACAUUAUAGCCACCUACAUGAACACGAUCAAGAUCAUUGAUUUCGGCAGUGCUCAGACGUUCAACCCACUCUUUCUGAAGCAGUUCAGCCCCCCUGUAGGAACGCUGGAGUAUAUGUCUCCCGAGAUGAUAAAAGGAGACAUUGUGGGUCCUCCAGCUGACAUCUGGAGUGUUGGUGUGCUGACAUAUAUCAUGCUCAGUGGACGGUUACCAUUCACGGAGAGUACUCCAACAGAGACAGAGGCCAGAAUCCAGGCAGCCAAGUUUGACCUCAGCAAGCUGUACCAAAACGUAUCCCAAAGUGCCUCUCUGUUCCUUAAGAAGAUCCUGUGCAGCUACCCUUGGGCACGUCCCUCCAUCAAAGACUGCUUCAACAACUCGUGGUUGCAGGACGCCUAUCUGAUGCGGCUGCGACGGCAGACACUCACCUUCACCACCACGCGUCUCAAAGAGUUUGUGAACCAGCAGCAGCAGAUCAGGGCUCAUGUGGCUACCAAGCACAAAGUGCUGCUGCGCUCCUACUCUGCCCAAACCCCCACCACACCAACCACACCUACCACACCCACCACUAUAUUCUCCACACCCUCCACUCCCUCCAUUUCCUCCACUCCUGUCACUCAAUGAGCUUGGCUUGUUUUUGAUGGAACAAUGUUACCCAAGGGAAGGGGCUCUCAGAACAAGAGGACGGAGAGGCAUGGGCCGGUGAUGGACUAUGACCAUGCUGAGACCUGGCUGGCUGGAUCACAAAAGUGUGUGAACACAUCAGGCCCAGCCUCAGUAACACUAUUCAGAAACAGGAUCGAACACCACCACUAUCUGAUCUGAGAUAAGUAACUCAAGCACAUCCAGUACAGACUAAUACUAGCACACAUCGUAGAUUCAAACACAUUAAGCUCUAUCAGCUAUGGCCAGCAUGCUCAGUGCUGUUGUGUUCAUUGUCCUGCACCUAGCCCUGCCCACAAACAACCAUCCCACACCUACGUGUUACCUUGCUUUUUCUGACUAAGAAAACAUGAACAUAUACCACAUCCUUUGAUAAACCAGUUGUAAAUGUAGACUUUUGUGGUGUUUCAAUAUAAUAAUUCGGGGGCCUUGACAUUCGUGGAGAAAAAUAUAAUAAUAAAAAAAAAUGUAUAUCAAAAUUCUGUGCUAGUUUUUAUGAGAUUGAUAAUUUUCUUACAGGUAGUUGUUAUAUUGUAUUUACCACGAUAUAUGUAAAAUAGACUUAAAAGACAAUUCCAAUGUCUUUCAUAAAAAAUUGUAAAAAAAAGAAAGGAAAGACUGAAAGGCUGAAAACAUGUCUGUAUAUUUUAUAGUGUUUUAAAACAAUAUGGCUGUUUCUAAGUGUGAUACAAGUUGUGGCACAAAAAAUAUAAUGAAAAGAAAUAUCCCUGCCAUAGGCUUUCACAAUGUAUAAAAUGAACCCAGUAACAAUUACAAUUUGACAUAAAAUCAUUUUUUUGCACAAUUCAUUUGAAAGCUAGUAUAGUGGCUGUAUCUGCUUCAGUUAUCUAAGACAUGAUUACUUCAGUAACAAUAGCAAUUACCAUAAUACCGAAAUCAAUUUCUUAUUUAAUAAAGAAUGGCACAUUCUGUUCAUGUAUAAUCACAUUUCAGAUUGUGGAAUAUCUGCAAAACCAGCCUCACCAUUUUCAUUCACUCUGUUGAAAUGAAUAAUGUGAUAAUAAGGAUAUAAGGAAAUGUUACCAAGUGUAAAAUCGUGACAUCUUGCCGUUACAAAUACUGAUACUGGAGACUCAUUCCAAAACAUCACCUACUUCAUUUUCAACUCGGUUUAUAUAUAGCAUUUCUCAGUCCAUAAGUAUGUUGUUACUGCAAAAAUGCCACUUUUCUGGCAAAACCUUUCUUAAAGAAAAUAUUCUUAUAGAAAAUGAAUCAACACUACCACCUGACCAAUCAGAUUUAAGCAUUUAACAUUGUUGUGGUGUAAGAUUACAUAUAGACAUUUUGUCCUUGCAUUAGCUGUAUAUUGAUGUUUCCGCUUUCAUUUUAGACCUUGUGGAAAUCUAUAAGCGUGUCCUAAAUUAUUUUAAAUCGGAGUAGUGUGUGUGUGUGUGUGUGUGUGUGUGUGUGUGUGUGUGCGUGUGUGUGUGUGUGUGUGUGUGUGUGUGUGUGUUUGUGUGUGUGUGUGUUUUUCUUCUCUUUUUUUUGAAAAACAUUGGAAUUUUCUUUGUCCGCAGUCCUCAGUUUUCUCAGUCAGUAAUUUACUGUAGUGCCACUUGAUGUUCUACAACAAAUACAGGCUUUUCUCUUCUUGAUUUGGGUCUUGAGCAGACUGUGACGUCAAAAAAUUUUUUUUUUUUUCUUUAAGGAAAAAAUAAUGUUAGAACUGUUUGCAAAAAAAUAAUAAAAAAUCCCAGGAUUUGAAAGUCAUCUAUUUAUUUAUUUAUUUAUUUUUAAUGUAUUGGAAGAUGCCUUUGCAGUUGAAGUCUAGAACGUAAAACACAUCACAGACAUUUUUGUGUAUUGGCCAUUGUUUUGUUUUUUUGUAACGCAUUUUUUUCCGAUCUGUACAAUGGUGGAGUGCAAGCAUGUGAUCAAUUGAAAUAUUUCUUUCAUAGUAUAAAUAUAAUAAAAAAUUCACUACCUGUGGCAGCAAUAAGAGGUAUUGUGGCAUUAUUCUUCAAAAAUGUUUCCUUUAUGUGAUUUGAGGUUCAUUUAAUCAAUAAUUGUUUUUUUUUCUAUCAAGAAUGAAGCUGCUAUAUAAUUCAUGGAUAAACAUUAAAUAAGCCAAACAAACCAAGUCAUUUAACCAAACAAAGUAUGACAGAAUAGGACAUUGGAAGUGUAAAAUCUAUAACUUUUGAAUAUCUUUAGCAUGCUGUCCAUUUAUAUUGUUGGAAAAUGGUCGCAUUUUUCUAGUCAUAACAUAAAAGAUUUUAUUGAGAAAAAAAAUAUAGAAAUAUAGAAUUUUGUUCAGGUAAAACAGUGGCUGUUACACUAAAUGAUAAAUUUGGAAAAUUUCUUAAUGUAAAAUAGGAUUAUUUCUCAAGACAUUAUGUUGUGAAAUGUUUGUGAAAUGCUUCUCUUCAACAUUUGUCAGAUUUCUGAAUAUACAUUUUAAUUUAUUUUCCACAUUAAUAUUGGGCUUUAAUUAUGUUUUGUAUUGUGUUUUUAAUGUACCUAAAUGAGGCAGCUUACAAAAAGCAGCAAAAUGUUAAGAUUAUAUUAGAUUAUGGAUUAUUAGGAUUUUUUCAUUUUAAACCUUGAUUUACAGAUUUUUUUAGAAAUGAAGGGUACGCCAUCUUACAAUGGCACCAACACGGCUAAUUUGAGGAGUUAUUUUAUUAAUGCUUAUUUUAUUAAUGCAGAUUUGACCUGAAUAUGUAUGAUUGUGUGUGAUAUCAAAAACGGUGAAAGAUAAUUAAAGAAAUUAUUCAUUAACAUAAUCAAAAACACGCUGAUGUGUAAUUUAGAAACUCGAAAGCUGAAAAUAAAAAAAAGAAUGUUUCAUGUGAGUGUAUCUAUUAAACAUCCAUCUUACAGAAACAAUAUUUUAAAUUAGACACAACCUUUUUUUUCCACCAAAUGUUUCCUUGUUAUACUAGUGAGUAAUGCAAAUGUUAUUACAGUGCUGUUUUCACAGCAGCACUAGUUUUAGACUAUUUCACAUGAUGGAACAAGUACUUGCAAGCUGUGCUGCCAUCUUUUAUAUUUUUUUAAGGGAAUAAAAGAUCUCUGGUUUAGAUUGUUUGGGUACAAAAAGUAAAUCCUGGAUGUUGUUACAUGUUGCAGUGAGUAGUUUUGCUGAUUUUUGCACUUCAGAACUGUGUUGGCGUAUUUGCAUUUGCAUAAAAUACUCAACUUUAGUCACAAAGGCCCACAAAUUUCUGGUCAAAUUGUUCAUUUUUUCUACCUUUUAUUUUCAUCUUUUGUAGUUGAAAUUCUAUUAAAAGAAUGGUGAUUAGAAAUCUUCUUCCUGUUCAUUAAGUUUUGAAUCCAACACACAAUGAAGCAAAAAUGGCUCUCUGGCUACAAGAAAAAAGCUGUUUGUUGUUAUUAGUUGGUGGUUUGAAUGUAUUUUUUUUCUUUUUAUUACACAUAGAAACCCUUUAAUGUGAAACUAAACCAGAAUUUGGAAUGCAUUGCACUAUAAACACUGACAAACCUGAACAUUGUCUGAAUGCUUUACAGGUUGUAUCGAGAAAAAAAAAGUGUACAUGUGAAAAUGCAACAUUUGCUGAAAUAAAGUCAGAAAUAAAGAGUA